This is a messenger RNA of Melospiza georgiana, 1320 nucleotides long. RefSeq names its product transcription factor AP-2 alpha (gene TFAP2A). Gene Ontology annotation, cellular component: nucleus. The record is from RefSeq and is a predicted model, not a curated record. The transcript is spliced from 7 exons. The coding region runs from base 1 to 1320 and encodes 439 amino acids. Gene Ontology annotation, biological process: regulation of transcription by RNA polymerase II; regulation of cell population proliferation; anatomical structure development. NCBI's taxonomy places the organism in Eukaryota, Metazoa, Chordata, Aves, Passeriformes, Passerellidae. Gene Ontology annotation, molecular function: DNA-binding transcription factor activity, RNA polymerase II-specific; RNA polymerase II transcription regulatory region sequence-specific DNA binding.
AUGAAAAUGCUUUGGAAACUGACGGAUAAUAUCAAGUAUGAGGAAUGUGAGGAGCGCCACGACAGUACCAGCAACGGGACAGCGCGGUUACCCCAGCUGGGGACCGUGGGUCAGUCUCCCUACACCAGCGCCCCGCCGCUCUCGCACACCCCCAACGCCGACUUCCAGCCGCCCUACUUCCCCCCCCCUUACCAGCCCAUCUACCCCCAGUCUCAGGACCCCUACUCCCACGUGAACGACCCGUACAGCCUCAACCCCCUGCACGCCCAGCCGCAGCCCCAGCACCCGGGAUGGCCGGGACAGAGGCAGAGCCAGGAGACGGGGCUGCUCCACACGCACCGCGGCUUGCCCCACCAGCUCUCGGGGCUCGACCCGCGCAGGGACUACCGGCGGCACGACGACCUGCUGCACGCCCCGCACGGGCUGGGCUCGGGGCUGGCCGACCUGCCCCUGCACUCCAUCCCCCACGCCAUCGAGGACGUGCCGCACGUAGAAGACCCCGGUAUUAACAUCCCAGAUCAAACUGUAAUUAAGAAAGGCCCCGUGUCCCUCUCCAAGUCUAACAACAACGCCGUCUCCUCCAUCCCCAUCAACAAGGACGCGCUCUUCGGCGGGGUGGUGAACCCCAACGAGGUCUUCUGCUCGGUGCCGGGCCGCCUCUCGCUGCUCAGCUCCACCUCCAAGUACAAGGUCACGGUGGCGGAAGUGCAGAGACGCCUGUCGCCGCCCGAGUGCCUCAACGCCUCCCUGCUGGGCGGAGUGCUCCGGAGGGCAAAGUCUAAAAACGGAGGGAGAUCUCUGAGGGAGAAACUGGACAAAAUAGGACUAAACCUGCCAGCCGGGAGGCGUAAAGCUGCUAACGUUACCUUGCUCACCUCGCUCGUGGAGGGAGAAGCAGUACAUCUAGCUAGAGAUUUUGGGUACGUUUGUGAGACAGAAUUUCCUGCCAAAGCAGUAGCUGAAUUUCUCAACCGACAACAUUCCGAUCCAAACGAGCAAGUCACAAGAAAAAACAUGCUUCUAGCUACAAAACAGAUCUGUAAAGAGUUCACCGACCUGCUGGCUCAGGACCGAUCUCCCCUGGGGAACUCGCGGCCCAACCCCAUUUUGGAGCCGGGCAUCCAGAGCUGCCUGACCCACUUCAACCUCAUCUCGCACGGCUUUGGGAGCCCGGCGGUGUGCGCUGCCGUCACCGCCCUGCAGAACUAUCUCACCGAGGCGCUCAAGGCCAUGGACAAAAUGUACCUCAGCAACAACCCCAACAGCCACACAGACAACAGCACCAAAAGCGGCGACAAAGAGGAGAAGCACCGAAAGUGA